AUGAAUCGACCAGUCCUUGCUCGACCUCUGCCCGCCACAAAGGGAUAUGCUAUUGAGUUCAAGCCUAUCUUCCUACUUCUGGAAUGGUGUCGAAAUCUGAGGGAUCUUGCCCCAGAUUCCAAAGAUGAAAGGGUUUCACCCUCCAAUGGCAGUAGUCCUGCAGAUAUGGCUGUCCCAUUUGCGACCGAGACAUAUUUGCGAGGAUCACUCGAUAACAUUCCUAUGCUGGUUGAAGCAUGGACCUUUUGA
Penicillium cosmopolitanum is the source of this 249-nucleotide messenger RNA. RefSeq lists its product as uncharacterized. Lineage: Eukaryota; Fungi; Ascomycota; Eurotiomycetes; Eurotiales; Aspergillaceae. The transcript is spliced from 2 exons. The record is from RefSeq and is a predicted model, not a curated record. Bases 1 to 249 code for a protein of 82 amino acids.